Messenger RNA from Chelmon rostratus (copperband butterflyfish), 2184 nucleotides. It is a transcript of the gene pdhx, whose product is annotated as pyruvate dehydrogenase complex component X. The transcript is spliced from 11 exons. The record is from RefSeq and is a predicted model, not a curated record. Gene Ontology annotation, cellular component: pyruvate dehydrogenase complex; mitochondrion. Gene Ontology annotation, biological process: pyruvate decarboxylation to acetyl-CoA. The coding region runs from base 9 to 1490 and encodes 493 amino acids. Lineage: Eukaryota; Metazoa; Chordata; Actinopteri; Chaetodontiformes; Chaetodontidae. Gene Ontology annotation, molecular function: acyltransferase activity.
ACGACAACAUGGCUGCCUCCUUGCGUCUGGGUCGUCAAGGGAUUUUAUUUGGCCUUAAAUUAUCUCAUUUUAAUAAAUGUUUGUGGGCCACACAGCCAUGGCAGGAGCAUGUCAGACACUUUUUCCAGUCACCAUGGUUCCUCGGUGUCAGUGCACUCAAAGUGCAAAUGCCUGCUCUUUCCCCCACCAUGGAGGAGGGAAGCAUAGUCAAAUGGCUGAAGAAGGAAGGGGAAGCAGUGGCAGCAGGUGAUGCCCUUUGUGAGAUUGAGACUGACAAGGCUGUUGUUACCAUGGAAUCUAACGACGACGGUAUCAUGGCAAAGAUAUUGAUGGAGGAGGGCAGUCGCAAUGUGCGCCUGGGCACUCUCAUUGCCCUCAUGGUGGAGGAAGGGCAGGACUGGAAGCAGGUUGAGAUCCCCCCUCCAGAGGCUGCAGCCCCAUCUGCAGCUCCACCUGCUCCACCUGCAGCCGCUGCCCCAGUGGUGCCCCCUGCUGUUCCCACUCCACCUUCUCCAGCGAAACCAGCCACGUCGGGACCGCUACGUCUGAGUCCAGCAGCAAGGCAUAUCCUGGACACCCAUGGUAUAGACCCAAAAUUGGCCACACCUACUGGACCAAGAGGACUUAUCACCAAGGAAGAUGCAUUGAAUCUCUUGAAGAUGUCUCCUGCUCCCAAAGCAACCCCAGCCAUGGCUGCCUCGGCUGCCCCGAGUCCUGUUCCCUCCCCGGCGACUCCCCCUCCACCCGCAGGCAGCAGACCCAACAUACCCCCUCUGUCUGUACCAGGGAAACCAGGAGCACCGGGCACUUUCACAGAGAUCCCAGCCUCAAACGUCCGCCGUGUGAUUGCUCAAAGACUAACGCAGUCGAAGACCACCAUCCCCCAUGCGUACGCCUCGGUCGACUGUGACAUGGCUGCUGUCAUGAACCUCCGCAAAGACUUGGCCAAAGAACAAAUCAAAGUGUCUGUAAAUGAUUUCAUUAUCAAGGCGGCAGCUGUUACACUUAAAGAGAUGCCAGAAGUGAAUGUCACCUGGUCCGGUGAUGGACCCCGUGCACUUGAUUCAAUCCACAUUUCAAUCGCAGUGGCAACCGACAAGGGCCUCAUUACCCCCAUCAUCAAGGAUGCUGCAAACAAAGGGGUCCAAGAGAUCUCAGCCAAUGCUAAGGCACUGGCCCAGAAGGCUCGAGAUGGGAAACUUCUUCCUGAGGAGUACCAGGGAGGCUCAUUCAGUAUUUCUAACCUGGGGAUGUUCGGUAUCAGUGGCUUCAGCGCCGUGAUCAACCCUCCCCAGGCGUGCAUCCUUGCCGUCGGGACCUCCAGGGCCGAGCUGCGACUGUGCGAGGAUGACCAGACCCUGCGCACCCAGCAGCUGAUGACAGUCACACUGUCCAGUGACGGACGAGUGGUGGAUGACGAAUUAGCCUCGCGGUUUCUAGACAAAUUCCGUGCCAACCUAGAACAACCGCAGCGCAUGGCCCUAGCCUGAAAAAGCAAAGUCAGAUAGCUGUGUGAAAGUGAUUAAAAAGAGAAAUCAAGAAACACCUGCAUGACAAAGCCUGCUUUCACAAGCAGAGAGCUCUUAAAAUGUUGAUUCCCAUUCGUGCUUGGAUUAAGGCUUACGAAGUAGGCUUGUACAUAGUAUAAACUUCUAUUUGUGGCUUGCCGCUGAUAGAUAAUUGCCAGGCUUUGUGAUGGAGGAGUUAAAAUGGGCUUCUGCUAGAGUGGUCAAGGAUCCUAGCAGCAUUGCCAAAUAUUACCAAGACAGGCGUAGCAUCCCACACACUGUAAUAGAGGUAGUGGUUCAAUCAGACCACUGUUGUGUAUAUAUAUAAAGUGGUUAUUCUAGUUCUGUUUUUCGAUCCCAGUGCAUCCUCUCUGUCACUGUUAAUACACAUGCAAAUUAUGCUGUAAAACCCCCCCAUGUUCAUUUGUCAAAGAUAUUUAUUACAGAGCAUCAGUGGCAACGCUGUUCCUAAUAAGAUAAACCACUUCCUGUUGUUGCAAAGUUCAAACAGAAUUCAACAACUGAACUAAUUGUUCAUGUUAAUAUGUUUUAACUUAUUUGAAACAGAUGUCGUGACAUGCCUAAAACUAAUCUCGUAAGUCAACGUGUAUAAAAAAUACACACAAUCGUUUAGUUUUUGGUGUCUGUAGAUGCCAAUAAAACACACUGUUCAACC